Molecule: messenger RNA, 1851 nt
Organism: Colletotrichum orchidophilum
Lineage: Eukaryota; Fungi; Ascomycota; Sordariomycetes; Glomerellales; Glomerellaceae
Product: kinesin motor domain-containing protein
Exons: 4
Coding region: 1-1851 (616 amino acids)
Biological process (GO): microtubule-based movement
Cellular component (GO): centrosome; kinesin complex; spindle
Molecular function (GO): microtubule binding; ATP binding; ATP hydrolysis activity
Source: RefSeq, a predicted model, not a curated record
AUGGACGAGUAUCACAUCAAACACACGCCCUGGUACCGGGCCUCCACUGAGGCUUUUAGCGCCAAAGCAGCCAAGAGGGACAGGGCCUGCCCAGAAGAUGCGAACACUACCUCCAACCCGGACAUGAUCGUUGCGGCUCGGCUUCGGCCGGUUCUAGAUGAAGAAGUAGCCGCUGGUCUUAUCCGUGGAGUCUUCCCUCGGGCAAGCGGCAAUGGUGCCGUAGACAUCCACCAGAUCCGAAAGCACGUUAAGCCACUGGGGCCUCCGACGCUAAUGACCACUUCAGUCCGCCUUGACAGAGCAUACGGCCCAGAAGACACAUCUGAACAUAUAUACCAAGAUUUGGUCGAGCCAUUAGUUCCUUGGGCAUGGAGUGGCGGCGUAAGUACCAUGUUUGCCUAUGGCCAGACUGGAUCGGGCAAAACCUUCACCGUGAGUGCGAUAGAAAAGCUGGUCGCCCAGUCGCUCAUGAACGGCCGUCUGGAAGGGGAGCGUAAAGUGUACGCGUGCAUAAUCGAGCUGGCUGGCAACUCUUCUUUCGACCUCCUGAACUCUCGCAAGCCAAUCUCAGUCUUGGAGGAUUCUUUCGGUGUCACACAGCUUGCCGGCGCUGUGGAACACGAAAUCACUGAAGCAGCCACCUUGCUCGAGCUCAUAGAAAAGGCAGCGAGCUUCCGUCGAACAGCAUCGACUUUCAAGAAUGAUGCAUCUUCUCGCUCCCACGCCAUUUGUCGCAUCCGCAUCGAGAGCCCCAUGCCAACGGCCGAGGACGGGCUGCUCUAUCUUAUCGACCUGGCAGGCUCGGAGGCCGCCCGCGACGUAGAGAACCACACGGCCGACCGUAUGAAAGAGGCUCGUGAGAUCAAUACGAGUCUUUCGGUACUGAAGGACUGCAUCAGGGGUAGGGCAAUGGUUGACGCGGCUCCUCUGACGGGCAAGACCAAGAAACCAACUUACAUCCCAUUCCGACAGAGUUCACUCACAAAGAUUCUCAAGCACGUCUUUGAUCCCGCAGGAAGACGCAGCUGUAAGACUGUGGUAAUUGCUUGUGUCAAUCCUAGUCUUCCAGACGCUGGCGCCGGCAAGAAUACUCUCAAGUAUGCCGAGAUGUUGCGGGUGUUACUACCCAAAGCCAAGCCUCAGUCUUAUGACCCCGAGACCCCUGCAACCUGGGACAAUGAACAGUUGAAGAGUUGGGUCAACACCAACUCUGGAAACCCGGCCAUAUCUAGCAAUAUCCUCGCGCCCUCCGAGACAGGAUCGCUCCUCCUCCGCCUCCCUACGCCCGAGUUCCUUAGCCGCUGCUUACAGACACCGGGAGUUGAUGCAGAUCAAGCUCGUGCAUUCCAAGCCAAAUUCUGGCGCUUGCACAUUGACUCGCAAAAAUCCCGCACAAAGAAUUCGGAUACUAUGAGCGAGACAGAUUUUGCCGAGGGGAAGGGCCGGAAGACAGCCAUGAACCAGGAGAUGCUAUCUUCUAGCGUAGACCCAGACUCAAAGGCAGUGGACGUCCCUUUCAAAGAUCGCAUCCGUCCCGGUAUGGUUGUGCGUUGGUCACCACCUUCGACCUUUCCGCUGGGGCUUCCUGGGCUGAACAUGGUCGUUGUCCUGUGCCCUCAUUCGGCUGUCGGAUCAAAUGUCAGGGACCUCAGUGGUAACUUCGUCAACGAAUCGGGAGUCAUCUCAACGCAAGGAACCAAGUACCUCUGCGCCAUUGUCCUCCCCGGUUUCAUGGCUGACUCGUAUGAAUUGAGUAUGUGGCGACAUAUUGUUGUAGACGUGGAUCAGAUGGAAGCGGAGGUGCUCCUAGAAUACGAUUCGGGAACGAGAUACUACUACAUUACCCUAUAA